AUGAAUUACAUCUGCCAGCGUCGUCUGCAGUGGUCCAUAAGUGGACCCGUCCCUGAGAACCCGCGUCCAUUUGCCGAUCCCGAGGACUACAAAAUUCUCCGCAAUGACUGGCCUUACGGGCUGAGUUCCGGCAUUGAGCAUCUGGUGGUGUGGCUCCGGACUCCGAUACCGGUUAAGUCGGAAGAGGGCCAUUUGACGGAGGAGUCGCGCGCGCUUAUUGAAGAAUUUGUGACGGAGAAAUUCGUCGCUCGCUUGGCCGAGGAUGCGCGCUUUGCCACCCCCGAGUCUCAUGUGCUUUGGUUCAAGAAUCCCCGCAGUUUGCAGAGCGUGCAAGCCCUGGAGCAUCUUCAUGUGCUCGUGAAAGAUGUUCCCGAGGAAAUUCUCCUGGAGUGGACGGGUGAGAGCAGGUAG
This is a messenger RNA of Penicillium maclennaniae, 411 nucleotides long. RefSeq names its product GIG1 family protein. The transcript has a single exon. Gene Ontology annotation, cellular component: cytoplasm. NCBI's taxonomy places the organism in Eukaryota, Fungi, Ascomycota, Eurotiomycetes, Eurotiales, Aspergillaceae. Gene Ontology annotation, biological process: N-acetylglucosamine metabolic process. Bases 1 to 411 code for a protein of 136 amino acids. The record is from RefSeq and is a predicted model, not a curated record.